CGGAGUGGGCGUAGUAAAAAAUGGAAGGAGAUGCUGAAGUUGCCACCUGUUAGUCACUGUGAAGGUAUUAGAUGCUCAAUCGAAAGAGACUAUAACCAGCUUUGUGACAAACAGCCUAUAGGAAGACUUCUCUUCAGACAGUUCUGUGAUUCCAGACCAGAUUUGAAAAGAUGCAUUGAAUUUCUGGAUGCAGUGGCAGAAUAUGAGGUAUCUUCAGAUGAAAAGCGUAUAGACUGUGGCCUGAAAGUUUUAGAGACGUACUUCACUAAUGGGUCUGCAGCACACUUCCCAGAAAUACCUCAGGAAACAGUAAAUGAAUGUAGAGCAAGACUGCGAAACAACCCUUCUAAGGAUCUUUUUAUGGACUGUACUAGAAUUGUCCAUGAGUACCUAAGCAGAAGACCUUUUGAAGCUUACCAAGAAAGUGUGUAUUUUUCCCGGUUUUUACAGUGGAAAUGGCUGGAAAAGCAACCAGUAACCAAACACACAUUUAGGCAUUAUCGAGUACUAGGCAAAGGUGGAUUUGGAGAGGUAUGUGCCUGUCAAGUACGGGCAACAGGAAAAAUGUAUGCUUGUAAAAAGCUAGAAAAAAAGAGGAUAAAGAAGAGGAAAGGAGAAUCAAUGGCCCUAAAUGAAAAAAGAAUUCUAGAAAAAGUGAAUAGUAGGUUUGUAGUUAGCUUAUCCUAUACAUAUGAGACAAAAGAUGCCCUGUGUUUAGUAUUAACCAUAAUGAACGGAGGGGAUUUGAAAUUUCACAUAUAUAACAUGGGAAAUCCUGGCUUCGAUGAAGAAAGGGCUAUAUUCUAUGCUGCAGAAUUGUGCUGUGGUCUGGAGGAUUUGCAGAAGGAGAGAAUUGUUUACAGGGACCUGAAGCCUGAGAAUAUACUUCUUGAUGACUGUGGGCAUAUCAGAAUUUCAGAUCUUGGAUUAGCUGUCCAGAUUCCAGAAGGAGAAACGGUCCGAGGACGGGUUGGGACUGUUGGUUACAUGGCUCCGGAAGUGCUCAAAAAUGAAAAGUAUACGUUCAGCCCGGAUUGGUGGGGUCUUGGGUGCUUGAUUUAUGAAAUGAUUGAAGGACAGUCUCCAUUCAGGAAACAUAAGGAAAGGGUCAAACGAGAUGAGAUUGAUCGGAGAGUAAAGGAAGACCAGGAAACGUAUUCAGACAAGUUCUCAGAGGAGGCAAAAUCCAUCUGCAGGAUGUUACUUGCUAAAAAUCCAGGGGAACGACUGGGUUGCACUGAAGAUGGAGCUGCUAUUGUAAAGCAACAUCCUAUUUUCAAGAAUAUUAACUUCAAGAGGCUGGAAGCUAACAUGUUAGAACCUCCAUUUUUGCCAGAUCCACGUGCCGUGUAUUGUAAAGAUGUCCUGGACAUAGAGCAGUUCUCAACAGUAAAAGGAGUCAACCUGGAUACUACAGAUGACGACUUCUAUUCCAAAUUUGUUACAGGCUGUGUCUCAAUCCCUUGGCAAAAUGAGAUGAUUGAAACAGGAUGCUUUGAAGAUAUCAAUGCGUGUGAAACUGAUGGUACUGUGUCACCAGACAGAGAGAGGUCUCCUAAACCAAAGAGAGGCUUCUUUCACCGACUUUUUAGUGGCGAGGUCUGCUUUAAAUCUGAUUGCAGUGAUGAUGAGCAGGAGUCCUCCAGACUUUAAAUCAUAUUGCUGUCAUCAGAAAGGAUGAGCAAACUUUAAAUGUUUUUUAUCUCUGUAGCAAAGUGUAUUAUAUAUAUUUUUUAUCUGAGUUCAAGGAUUUUUGUACAUUUGUACUUCAUUUGUUUUAAGAUGUAUAUUUUCACUAAAGCUUAAUUGUACAAAAA
Molecule: messenger RNA, 1817 nt
Organism: Eurypyga helias (sunbittern)
Lineage: Eukaryota; Metazoa; Chordata; Aves; Eurypygiformes; Eurypygidae
Gene: GRK4
Product: G protein-coupled receptor kinase 4
Exons: 15
Coding region: 31-1653 (540 amino acids)
Biological process (GO): signal transduction; protein phosphorylation; regulation of signal transduction
Cellular component (GO): cytoplasm
Molecular function (GO): ATP binding; G protein-coupled receptor kinase activity
Source: RefSeq, a predicted model, not a curated record